Molecule: messenger RNA, 1941 nt
Organism: Rosa rugosa (rugosa rose)
Lineage: Eukaryota; Viridiplantae; Streptophyta; Magnoliopsida; Rosales; Rosaceae
Product: presenilin-like protein At2g29900
Exons: 1
Coding region: 110-1396 (428 amino acids)
Biological process (GO): protein processing
Cellular component (GO): nucleus; membrane
Molecular function (GO): aspartic endopeptidase activity, intramembrane cleaving
Source: RefSeq, a predicted model, not a curated record
GUCAAGUCAAACAACCAAAACCUUCAUAAACUUCCCUAAUCGCACUCUGAAAUCCCCGACCAAAUCUCAAACUCCGAUCACCCAAAUCGACCCAAUUCCCGACCACCCAAUGGCCCAAAACCCAAGACCCAGAAGCAUUCUCGAAACUCUCGGCGAAGAACUCGUCAGAAUCAUCACCCCUGUCUCCAUCUGCAUGUUGCUCGUGGUCAUAUUGGUCUCGGUUUUAAGCUCCGAUUCAUCUUCAACCGUCACCGUUAAUUCCAUUGCUAACAUUGCUUACACGGAGACCACCUCGGACUCCACCUGGGACAAAUUCGUAGGUGCCCUUCUGAACUCUCUUGUGUUUGUGGCUGUGGUCACUCUGGUCACUUUUGUUUUGGUCCUUCUGUUCUAUCUUAGAUGCACUAAGUUCUUGAAAGCCUACAUGGGCUUCUCUUCGUUUAUUGUGUUGGGCUUUAUGGGCGGCGAGAUUGCUUUGUUUUUGAUUGAGGAUUUUAGUGUUCCGAUUGAUUGUGUCACGUUUUUGGUGGUGUUGUUCAAUUUUGCUGUCGUGGGUGUGUUGGCUGUGUUCAUGUCGAAAAUGCCGAUACUUGUGACUCAAGGCUAUUUGGUUGUGAUUGGGAUGCUGGUUGCGUAUUGGUUUACGUUGCUGCCUGAGUGGACUACUUGGGUGCUGUUGGUGGCCAUGGCAUUGUAUGAUCUCGCCGCGGUUUUGCUGCCUGUCGGGCCGCUGAGGCUGUUGGUGGAGCUAGCAAUUUCAAGAGACGAAGAAAUUCCAGCUUUGGUUUAUGAGGCCCGGCCUGUGGUGGCUUCCCAGGAUCCGAGGGGAGGUGUGGGUCAGAGGAGGGUUUGGAGAGAGAGGAGGAACGAGAGUGAGAGUAAUGGAAAUGUUGGUUCUGGUUUGGGCGAGAAUGGGAGUACCGGGUUGGGUGAUAAUGUGACUGCUAAUGUUGAAUUUGGUAACAGGAAUGAUUUGAGUUUGGUUAGGGUUGAAGAGGGGAGGGUUCCGGAUAGGGGUGAGCUUUCUGCGCCAUUACUAGAGCACAUAACAAGUGUUCAGCAGCGUGGGCAGGGUGAUGAUGUGUCGGUUGACAGUAUGUUGCUGGAGGGUAUUGGAUUGGGAUCUUCUGGUUCAAUCAAGUUGGGAUUGGGAGACUUCAUAUUCUAUAGUGUUUUAGUUGGGAGGGCGGCGAUGUAUGAUUUUAUGACAGUGUAUGCUUGUUAUCUCGCCAUUAUAGGCGGUCUGGGAGUUACUUUGAUACUGCUGGCUUUGUAUCAGAAAGCUUUGCCAGCUCUUCCUGUGUCAAUAAUGCUGGGUGUACUGUUUUAUGUACUGACCCGGCUUUUGCUUGAAGUCUUUGUUGUACAGUGUUCUUUGAAUCUCAUUAUGUUUUAGAUAUAUGAAUUGGGUUGUAGAAGCUUGACGAGCAGCUGCUGAAAGCAUGAGAGUAUGCUGUAAUCUGUAUGAUAGUAUUGAUUUGUUGCCACUCGAAUGUUUUUCCACAAAGUGGUUGCAUGUUCAGAAUCUACAUUGUUUAGUAAAGUUGGUUUGAGAUGCAUUAGAUUUUGGUUUCUAGAUCUUCACACUUGGAUAUCAAAGAAAUAAUGAGGUACUGGAAGAUGGUCACUAUGCACAUUGGGAGGAGGAUCGAAGUUCAAACUGUAGUCCAAAGGUCUUUCCUUAACUCCUUAGAUAGAUAGUUGUAAGCCUCAUGCUGCUCGAGUUACAAAAAGCAAGUAUACAAGGCCUGUUGUUGCCGGUGCUUCACUUCCAAAGGUGAUGCGCUUUUGUAGAGUUGAUUAUUCAGCUAGCUUCAGAAUGUAUUGCAUAUUCAUUGUCUCUGUAUCCAUCUUAUGUAUACUCAGUGUUGUAUUUGGCAAAAACAUUGAUGCUAGGUGAUUUCCAAUUGAAAACGUAGAUAAUUUAGUGUUCAAUCUUGA